Messenger RNA from Alternaria postmessia, 918 nucleotides. RefSeq lists its product as uncharacterized. Lineage: Eukaryota; Fungi; Ascomycota; Dothideomycetes; Pleosporales; Pleosporaceae. The record is from RefSeq and is a predicted model, not a curated record. The transcript is spliced from 3 exons. Gene Ontology annotation, cellular component: cytosol. The coding region runs from base 1 to 918 and encodes 305 amino acids. Gene Ontology annotation, molecular function: aldose reductase (NADPH) activity.
AUGAUUCGUACCCUAGCAAGAAUGGCACCCAAGAACUGGACCAAGGAGCACUUCACGCUCAACACUGGCGCAAAGAUUCCCGCUGUCGGUCUCGGCACAUGGCAGUCAAAGCCUGGUGAGGUUCGCGAGGCCGUCAAGGCUGCCCUCCAGGGAGGAUACCGCCACAUUGACACCGCGCUUGCCUACGGCAACGAGAAGGAGGUCGGCGAGGGUAUCAAGGACUCUGGUGUACCCCGUGAGGAGAUCUGGGUUACCACCAAGCUUGACAACCCAUGGCACAAGCGCGUUGAAGAGGGCAUUACCAGCUCUCUGAACAGUCUUGGUCUCGACUACGUUGACCUUUACCUCAUGCACUGGCCUUCUUCCACCGACCCCGAUGAUCUUAAGAAGCACUACCCCGACUGGGACUUCAAGGACACCUGGGCGGAGAUGCAAAAGCUCCCCGAGUCUGGCCGCGUAAAGAACAUUGGUGUUUCCAACUUCGCCAUCAAGAACCUCGAGAAGCUGUUUGCCGAUUCUCGCUUCAAGACCACACCUGCCGUCAACCAGAUCGAGCUCCACCCCAACAACCCCUCCCCCAAGCUCCUCGAUUACCUCAAGGAGAAGGGCAUCCACGCCACCGCCUACUCCUGCCUCGGAUCAACCGACUCACCUCUUUACAAGAACGAGAAGCUCAAGAAGCUCGCCGACAACAAGGGCAAGUCUGUCCAGCAAGUCUUGCUCAUGUGGGGUCUGCAGCGUGGCUCCAGCGUCAUCCCCAAGUCCGUCACAGCAUCCCGCAUCCAGGGCAACUUCCAGCUUGACGGCUGGGAGCUGACUGAUGAGGAGAUGAAGGAGAUUAGCUCGCUGCCUGAGCGCUUCAAGGUUUGUGGUGACGCCUGGCUACCGGUCAAGGUCUUCUUUGGCGAUGACGAGUAG